Neodiprion virginianus is the source of this 1506-nucleotide messenger RNA. RefSeq names its product juvenile hormone acid O-methyltransferase-like. Bases 138 to 1022 code for a protein of 294 amino acids. NCBI's taxonomy places the organism in Eukaryota, Metazoa, Arthropoda, Insecta, Hymenoptera, Diprionidae. The record is from RefSeq and is a predicted model, not a curated record. The transcript has 7 exons.
ACUAGUCGCGGUUAAAAUCUCCGACUCCGCCGACUCUCCACUAUUGCUUGUUGAUCAACAAGUUCACCAGUCCGAGUGUUCAAGGCAGACUGAGUAAUCAUAGUCGCAAGAAGCACACAAGCGACCAUAUAUCCAAUAUGCAUAUAUGUGCAAUUGGAAUGCAGCUCAUGAGAGGAGUAAGUUUUGGAACGAUGUUCAAACCAGCCGAGUACUCUGCAAACGACAAACUAGCGCGUCGCGAGACUAGCGACUUUAUACAGGAGUAUUCCAAUGAGAUUGGUCAGAUGUCAGGAAGAUGCCUUGAUAUCGGAUGCGGACCCUGCGACCUAGUCGUCGAUUCUCUCCUUCCGGUACUGAAUCCAAAGGCUACCGUUGUCUGCUCGGACAUUUCAAAGCCCAUGUUGGACUACGCAAAGGAAAAAUACGGCGCCAACGAUCGGCUAUCCUUUCUCCAGCUGGACAUCGAGUCUCCGACGCUGGCCGAAGAUCUAGUUGAACAAUUCGAUCACGUUACGUCGUUCUAUUGUUUACACUGGUGCGAAGACAUGCGCCAAGCCUUCGAGAACAUCUUUGAACUGCUACGUCCUGGAGGUUCGGGCUUCUUGACCUUUGUGAGCGAUUUUCCUUGCAUGGACGCGUACAAGGUGUUGGCGGCUAUCCCUCGAUACCAGCGUUACAUGACGGAUGCGGACCGUUUCAUUCCAGUAUUUCAGCACGCUAAACGUCCGCGCGAGUCUCUGAAAAUGCUGCUCGAAAAGGUCGGCUUUGAGGUCUGUCACUGCAGUAGCAGAGAAAAAGUUUACAUUUACGAAACCCCGGAUGCUUUCGCCGAAUUCAUGGCAUGCGUGAACCCCUUUGUACACCGCAUGCCGGCUGAUCUACAGCAGGAGUACAGAAUAGAUCUGGACAUAGAAGCAAGAAAGCACACAUUCAUCGUCAACAAGGAUAGGAAUGACGAUUAUAGCAUACUGUCCAGACGCCAUACCUUUGUAGUUUACUUGAAAAAGCCAUUGGUCCACUGAUAGACAGCCAAAUAAUUAAUAAAAGUCGAUGUAUCAAUCAUCGUUCGUGUUCUGAAUGGUUUACGUGUCCUGUUAACCACGUCUUUUUUUUUUUCGAUACAUUGAGAAGAACGUGCGUUAUAUGGUGAAUCUGCAAAUGAAAUAAAGACUUGAAAAGUUGAUCAGCAAAGCUGAUCUCGUACUGUAGCAACAACGUUUUCUCAAGGACCUAUUCACUAACCGCAGAUAAGGUGACAAGCGAUUACAAAAUUUCACACCAUUCUCAAUAAUUUUACUCGACUUCGGAAACGGUUUGAAGCGAUUUCAGAUGAUUUUAAUAUCAAGGAUAUUCAGUGGUUACGAAGAACUUCUACCGCGAUUUCAAACGAUUUCAAGUGAUUACCGGUUGAAUUCGAAUUGAUUUGUGCUUGGGUUCAACUUUGUUGUAAGCCUGAGUAUAAAUGUAUAAUGUGUUUCUUGUAAUUAUUAAAAUAUCACACUGUAA